Molecule: messenger RNA, 1503 nt
Organism: Fusarium tjaetaba
Lineage: Eukaryota; Fungi; Ascomycota; Sordariomycetes; Hypocreales; Nectriaceae
Product: Autolysin
Exons: 3
Coding region: 1-1503 (500 amino acids)
Source: RefSeq, a predicted model, not a curated record
AUGCAGUUAUUCCUUCUUGGGACUCUCUCCCUUCUCUUUCAAGCCAGCCACGGCUCUUCAUCUCGCCACCAGCGCCGUGAUGACAAGCCAUCUAUGCCUAUCGCCCCGGGAACCAUACAGAGCUGUGCUUCUUGGUAUGACAACGACGGGUCACUUCCGUGUGAGCUGAUCCCUUAUGCAUGGAAUCUGUCUUUGGAAGACCUGAUUAGAUGGAACCCCUCCAUCACUGCAGAAUGCGGGAACUUCAAGGAAGGAUUUUCCUAUUGCAUUCAAGAGAAAGAAGUACCCGUCCCUAUCAGCAGCACCACGACCAAGUUCACCACGGCUCCUCCGUCCUCUACCACUCCCGUUUCUUCGAAGACAACACCCGCGAAGCCAUCUACAACUGCCGUAGGUGGCAACGGCGUCGAGACGCCAGACCCAAUACAGCCUGGCAUGGUAUCGAACUGUAACAAGUUCUACUUUGUUGAGCAAGGUGACAACUGUAAUGCAGUUUCCUCCAAGCACGGAAUAACCCUAGCCCAGUUCACGACUUGGAACCCCAAGCUAGGCACGGGCUGCUCGGGACUAUGGGCUGAUUCUACUAAACCUACCAACGGGAUCGAAACACCAUCACCUAUCCAGGCCGGCAUGACUAAGAGCUGCAACAAGUUCCAUCUUAUCAAAUCCACUACAACCUGCAACUCUAUAGAGAAUUACUAUAAGCUUCCUCUCAAGGACUUUUAUUCUUGGAAUCCCGCGGUCGGCACCAACUGUCAGUCUUUGCUCGUCGACUAUUGGGUUUGUGUCAGUGUAGUUGGCUGGACAGCCCCAACUCCUACAACACCCAGUAACGGAAUCACCACGCCCACGCCUAUCCAGACUGGCAUGGCCAAGAACUGCAACAAGUUUCACACAAUCAAGUCAACAACCACGUGUGCCUCGAUUCAGGACUAUUACAAAAUCUCAUUCGCGGACUUUUAUGCAUGGAAUCCCGCCAUAGGCUCAAAGUGUACAUCCCUCUUGGUGGGCUACAACGUCUGUGUAGGUAUCGUCGGCCAGCAGCCCUCACCAACAAGUACAGGCAAUGGAAUAACCACUCCCACGCCGAUACAAGCCGGUAUGACCAAGAGCUGCAACAAAUUUCAUACCAUCAAAUCAACAACGACGUGUGCUUCGAUACAGGAUUACUAUAAGAUAUCCUUCGCCGACUUCUAUGCAUGGAAUCCAGCUAUAGGUUCCAAAUGCACCGCUUUAUGGGUUGAUUAUAAUGUUUGCGUGGGUGUAGUUGGACAAAAGCCUACUCCUACCCAGCCAAGCAACGGUGUCACCACUCCUUCACCUAUCCAGAGCGGUAUCACCAAGAAUUGUAAGAAGUUUCAUCAGGUGAAAUCAACCACGACUUGCUCGUCGAUUCAGAAUUACUAUAAGAUCACGAUGGCCAAUCUCUUUAAGUGGAAUCCUGCUAUUGGUUCGACUUGUAAGAGCUUGUGGGUGGACUAUUGGGUGUGCGUGCAGGCCUAG